Messenger RNA from Moesziomyces antarcticus, 4833 nucleotides. RefSeq names its product calcium permease. Gene Ontology annotation, biological process: intracellular calcium ion homeostasis; calcium ion transmembrane transport. Gene Ontology annotation, cellular component: membrane; endomembrane system. The transcript is spliced from 2 exons. The coding region runs from base 1 to 4833 and encodes 1610 amino acids. Lineage: Eukaryota; Fungi; Basidiomycota; Ustilaginomycetes; Ustilaginales; Ustilaginaceae. The record is from RefSeq and is a predicted model, not a curated record. Gene Ontology annotation, molecular function: calcium:proton antiporter activity.
AUGAGCAGUCCUCGCGGAGAGGUGCCGCCGUCGUCGCGCACCGCCGCCUCGUCGGCUCGCCCGAAGGCAGGCUCAGAGCACUCGGAUGACGCGCAACACGCCUCGCUCAGCACCACUCCCACGCAGAGCCAGAUGCAGCCGCUCACCUCGCACUCCAACCCGCCUUCGGCUUCCAAGCCCACCGGCUCGACCCUCCGUCCCAACACCGCCCUGCGUCCCGCCAUCCCUGCUCACGAUACGACAUCGACCUCGACCACUCCCGCUCAGCGCCACCAACCUUCCGCUUCCUCCUUCUCAUCCGCCAGCGACAGGAACAUCGGCUCCUACGACGACUCGAACAACAACGCCACCAUCGGACGCGGCCAGGCCAACACGCUGCGCACACCGCAGACUCGUCCGGCGUUUGCAAGGCAGGGAUCCCACACCCAGCGCUCCGUCUCCUACGCCACCUCCGAUCUCGAGACCGUCUCCGCCAUGUCCGCCUCCGAGUACAGCUCGGGCGCCGAGGAUGACGCCGACCAGUGGCGCAGGUCCACCAGUCGUGGCCGCUCCGGCGAUACUUCCAUCCGCCAAGGCACCUCCAUCGGCCGUGCUGGCCUGCUCGUCGAGCCGUCGGCCGCCACUCGCACCGCCAGCGGCAUCACCACCGCCAGCUCGCAGAAGGCCCGUCGUCCUUCCGCCACCACUCGUGACUCGAGCAAGGCGCGCAGGCAGAGCCGCUACCGCACCGACGAAGACUACCUCGAUGCCGACGACAAUGACCGCUUCGGUCCUUUCGACGAGGAGGACGACGAGGUCGAGCCCCACGACCGCGGCGAGGAACUCGUUCGUCGUCGAAUGAAGGCGCGCCAGCGAGAGAAGGCCAUGCGCAAGAAGGCCGAAAAGGAGCGUUCCAGGCUGUCCGUCGCCUACCCUCAGGGACAAGGCCAGGGUCAGCCCAAUCCUGCUGUCUUGUCACCCAGCCUCAAGCCCAGCUCCGGCUUCCUUAGCCAGCGUCCCAGCUCGCCCUCGCCUCGACCGGAUCGCUCCAGCCGCCCAACCACCAUCGCGCUGCCCCCUCCCGCCUUCCCUAACAUCCAGCAGCAGGGCGCCCUCUCGCCCAUGUCGCAGCAGCCUGGCGUCGCCAGCCCGGGAGGCACCGGCAUCGGCGCACGCCUCGCAUCUGGCACCGCCUAUCCGUCCCCGCAUGGUCACAUUCGACGCCCGAGCUCCACCCAGAACAGCUCUCAGAAUAGGUUCAGCAGCCUCAGCCACGGCCAGCAGAGCACCGUCGGUCCCAGGAGCUCGUACGCGCCUCAGGCCGGUGCCAACCAGGACUUCUUCGCCGGUCUCGGCGCCUCGGCAGGCAGCGUCCCGGCCUCCACAGACGCUGGCUCCAGCAUGGCCGGCAGCGUCCACGCCGAGGACGACCGCGACUUUGACCACGAUGAGGAACGCGACACCAUUGCCAGCCUUGCUGACCGACGCCGACGCGAUGACAUGGAUGACAACGACCAAGACGAAGACGACGCUUUCGACGACGAUGAACAUGCCGCCGGCAUCGACGCUGACGAUGACGAUGACGAUCAAGACGAUGAUGCGGAUGUCGACGACGUCGAGUACACGCUCAAGGACCGUCAGGACGCCAUCAACAUCGAACACCCUUUCGGUCUGCCCAUCUGGAAGCCAGCGCUCUACAAGAAAUCGCGUUCCGUCACCCGCAACGCCGAGAUUGCGCUCCACUCGAUCCCCAGCGCCGCCGCCGAGCGCCAUCUGCUUCCAGGCAACAUCCUCUGGACCGUCCUCUUUGGCUCCUGGCUCUCGCUCAUCUGCUACGUCUCGUCCGUCCUCAUCAACUUUAUCCCCCUCGGCGGCUCCAGGUAUGCACGCGUCGUCUGGGAGCUCGGUGGAUACCUCUUCUGGCCCUUUGGCAAGUACGUCGAGGUCGAAGUCAGCCCCGAGAGCGGCGACCGCGUCUCUCCGCUUGCCGAACACGCCGACCAGGCUGCAGACUCGGAGUGGAUCGAGAACUCUUUCACGCCCGUCGCUGCGCGCUUCCCGCAUGACCAUGCGCAUGUGGUGCCCUUCAACUCGCGCCCCGACUCGGUGCUCUCCACGCCCAGGGACAAGAUGGCCAGCAGCCAGAAUGAGACACUCCGCGGCGACGAGACCGCGCGGGCCUCUGCGGACGCCGGAUCGUCGAGCGGCUCAGAGGCGCACAGAUCGACGCCGCGGGCGUCCGACCAUGGCGAAUCCAGCCGCACGUCGGAGCAGGAGCAGGACGAAAACACGUCGCUUCGAGGCAAGGGCAAGGCGAGUGACUACGGCACCAUGCUCGACGCCGAGCGUGGCCAGCCACCGAACGAUCUCGAGCGCAUCGAGGCUGAGCAGCGCGUGUACGGCUAUGUGCAGGACGAGUUCGGCAGCGAAGUCGGCGCGGCUCAGCGCCUCGGUGGUCGCACGGCCUUUGCCAUCUUCUACGGUAUCUUCCUCUUCCCAUUCAUGGGCCUUGUCUGUCUGGCAUGCUGGGGCAUGGUUUUCCCCAUUCCCAUGGCCAAGCUCACCUGGGUCCUGCUCAGGAACCUCGCGACAAGGCCUCUCGCGCUCCACUUCCGCUCCGCAGCCGGCAUCGAGAAGAUGCACGACGAGGACGGCAAUGAGAUCACCGGUGCCGCCAAGAAGUUCUUCCUUCCGCUGAAGCCGGGCGAGCCGGCACCAAGGCCCAAGUCGAUCAACGCUGGCAAGGUGACGCUUCAGCGCCGCAGCAAGAUCCUGCUGUGCACUUACCGCGCUGUCGGCGGCCAGUACUACAAGUACACCGUCGGUGGCGUCAACAUCCUCUUUGUCAACACGCUUCCGCUCGUCUUCUUUACGAUUCUCGACUUUUUCGUCAUCGAGCGCUACGUCGAACAUCACCAUAUCAAGCACGGAUUCCUCGCCUUCAUCUCGGGUCAGGGCGUCAUCUUCAUGCUUGCGCUCGGCAGUGUCAUUCCGCUCUCGUACUUCAUCGGCAUGGCUGUCGCGAGUAUCAGCGCGCAGAGUUCGAUCGGCAUGGGCGCCGUCAUCAAUGCGACAUUUGGUUCGAUCAUCGAGAUCAUCCUGUACGCCAUCGCCCUGACGCAGGAAAAGGCACGGCUCGUCGAGGGCUCGCUGAUCGGAUCCAUCCUUGCAGGCGUGCUGCUCAUGCCAGGCCUGUCGAUGUGUUCGGGCGCGACGCGGCGCAAGGAGCAGCGCUUCAAUGCGCGCUCGGCCGGCGUGACGAGUACGAUGCUCAUCAUGGCCAUCAUUGGUAUCUUGACGCCCACGCUGUUCUACCAGAUCUACGGCACGUUCCAGCUGACGUGCGAGGGCUGUCCGACGGGCAACGUACCCGGCGACUCGUGGAGCUGCCGCCGUUGCUUCUACGAGCAUGUGCCGCCGGCCACCGAUCCAUUCUUCCAGCAGAAUGUGCGCGGGUUGAUGUACACGUGCACCGUCAUCCUCGUGCUCUCGUAUGGCGUCGGGCUGUGGUUCUCACUGCGCACGCAUGCGUCGCAGAUCUGGCAGAAUCCGCAGCCGGUGCAGCACGGCGCAGGUAUGGUAUCGAACCAGGCCACGCUCGCGCACUUCCCGUCGGCGCAGCGCGCUAGCAUCUACAAGCGGCUCGUGCCGGCGGCAGUCAUGCAGCAGCUGCUGCCGACGUCGCAGGCGGGCGACCGCCCUGCGGGCCAGUCGUCGGCGGUCAGCACUGGCGCGGCAUCGGGGUCUGGCACUGUCAAGGGUGUCGGCGGCGGGCACACGCGCCAGGGCACCGAUGCGACGCAAGACGGCCCACGACCACUGCAGCUGCCGGAGCACUUCAGCCAGGAGGUGUACGAUCGUGCCGUCGCGCUCACCGCUUCGGCGUUCCACAAUGUGAUGCAGCAGCAACACCAGCAUGAGCAGGCGGCUACCGGCGAGCGUGGUCACCUGCGCCACCCGGUUGGUGGAGGUGCAGCGCAGAAACACGUGUCGAUGCACGAGGAGGAAGAGGCGCAGGGCCAUGGUGGGCACGACGCGCCGUCGUGGUCGCGUGGCACCUCGCUGACGGUGCUGCUGAGUUGCACGGUGCUGUAUGCGAUUAUCGCCGAGAUCUUGGUGGACGUGGUGGACGUCGUGCUCGACGGCUCGGGCAUCGACGAAAAGUUCCUGGGUAUCACGCUGUUUGCGCUGGUGCCCAACACGACCGAGUUUAUGAACGCCAUGUCGUUUGCCAUCAACGGCAACAUUGCGCUGUCCAUGGAGAUCGGCUCGGCGUACGCGCUGCAGGUGUGUCUGAUCCAGAUCCCCGCCAUGGUCGUCUUUUCGGCGUACUACAAUGCCGGCGUCGCCGACGACAACCUCAUCCACCGCAGCUUUACGCUCAUCUUCCCGCGCUGGGACGUGAUCGCGAUCAUCUUUAGCGUGUUCCUGCUCACGUACACGUACAUCGAGAGUAGGUCCAACUACUACCGCGGCACCAUCUGCAUCUUGUCGUACAUGGUGCUGGUGGCCGGCUUCUACUUUGCGCCUGCCACGGGCGACGUCGAGGACCCAGGCGACGACAAUCGCGAUCCCACUGUUGGGCCCGCCGCGUUCAUGGCGGCUGCGGGCAUCGUUGGCGGCGCUGUCAAGGACAAGCUCACCUCGUUCGCCGUCGCAGACGGCAGGUUCGGAGCGAGUCCUGCGGGCUGGACGCGCGCAUCGGGCGUCGCCGCGCUGCAGGCUGCUAAGAGCGCCGCCGGCCACGCAGGAACCGCCGCCGCGCUUGUGCUGCCCGAAUGGCCAAACAGCCUGCCGAGUCUGGACGUCGGCGCCUGGGCCUACGCGCUGUGGGCGUCCUUGUGGGCACGCUGA